AUGUUGGGAUGCCUGGAAUUGUCAAAGGAAACGCCGUUUAACCUCAACUUCACAAAAUUGGAUCAAAGGGUUUCGUUUACCUCAGAUGACAUUGAAUCUCAACCUCUCGUUUCAAUUGUUCUUCAAGCCUAUGCUCUCUCAAACGCGUCCAAAUCUUCCCUCACCAAGAGGAUCACCUAUUUCGAAGUCACUCAAUGA
Messenger RNA from Acaulospora colombiana, 198 nucleotides. NCBI's taxonomy places the organism in Eukaryota, Fungi, Glomeromycota, Glomeromycetes, Diversisporales, Acaulosporaceae. The record is from the annotation of a GenBank genome assembly.